Molecule: messenger RNA, 567 nt
Organism: Trichomonas vaginalis G3
Lineage: Eukaryota; Parabasalia; Trichomonadida; Trichomonadidae
Exons: 1
Source: RefSeq, a predicted model, not a curated record
AUGCAAAACGAACAGCUUAACGAAUUUACACCAGCUGAACAUAUCCAUCAAAUUCGUUCAUAUUUUGAUGUAAUCGAUAAUGCAAUUAAUAUUGGUGAUACUAAUAGAAGAUAUAUCGAUGCAAAAAUUCCAUCACAACCAGGAAGCGCAAAGGAUCAUAACUGGGUCACAUUCAAUUUAUCUCCGCCAGGUGAAAAUAUGCUAGACCUUUAUAACACAUUCCUUACAACUACCUAUAAAAGUAAAUAUAUCCUGGAUAAUGCUAUUACUGGCUCAUCAAUUCCAAAUACUAAUUCUCCAGGUUUCUUUGGCGUUUUUGAUGAAUCAAUUUACACCAUUAGCGCUUAUCAGUUAUUAGCAAAUGGAAGAGUUAUUUAUAGUCAGGAUAACGCAAGAGAAGAAGCAUAUAUCAUUUCUAAUUCACAGACUACAGAACAAAUAAAGAAAGUUGAUGUUUUCUCAAAAACGAGACAUAAAGAUGUAUGGAAACGUUCUGGAACAGUUCGAACAGGUCAAAUUAUCUCAGGACCUUUAGCUGCAGGAGCUGAAAUUAAUUUUGACAUUAAA